AUGUAUGAUGCAGCGACGGUGCUACUCCGAGAGUACUGGCGGGCCACCGGCUGGAAUGAUCAGUCCUCUUAUCUAAAUCUCUCAAAAGCAAGCGAUGUUCUUCUUGACUUUACCACACCUCGCGGUGUAAUAUUUUCGUCGGCCACCCUCACUCCUGCAUCCUCUUUUACGGCGAGCACACGUAUACUGACAGUCCCACUGUCUGGCUUUAUUGCUUAUUCCCAUGCUUCUACGAACUCUAUUUUUGAUUUGGGAUGUAUUCAGGACCCUUUGCGGUGUAUGACGCGUGCGGCUCCUUUUCUCGAGCCAAAUAUGCAUUUCUCGCAACACAAGCAUCAGCCGAAAGCAACACGCGAGAUGCUUUUGUAUGGAAGUAUGCAUGCGCCUAGUUCUUGUGUGGAAGCACUUUGUGUAUUCCGCUUGUCAGAACAUUGGCAGAUUAUGGCUACAGCUUUGUCAAAUGCGCCACGUUUCCCUGUUGUGCCUCUAGGGCGUUGGCUUGGCAUCAUACCUCCGAAUCGUUCGGGCAGUGAGUCAGCAUCAACAAAAGGACCUAUUGGUCCGCCAGGAGUCACAAAUCUUCUUCUCACGCUCCAGCAUCAGUCUUCACGCACAAUGACAGAGUACACUUACUCAUUAGAUGAUGCAUUAUGGGGCGCCAGAAUCUUGCGACAUAUCUGUUCAGUCGCCGACGCUGCCACACUUAGCGCCGGUGGUGAGCUAUUUUUUAGUAUUGCCGAAAAGAGUGGUGGAAGUACGUACAUUGCAUUACUUACAUUUCAUUAG
Messenger RNA from Malassezia globosa CBS 7966, 786 nucleotides. RefSeq lists its product as uncharacterized. The coding region runs from base 1 to 786 and encodes 261 amino acids. Gene Ontology annotation, cellular component: ERMES complex; SAM complex. The record is from RefSeq and is a predicted model, not a curated record. Lineage: Eukaryota; Fungi; Basidiomycota; Malasseziomycetes; Malasseziales; Malasseziaceae. The transcript is spliced from 2 exons. Gene Ontology annotation, biological process: mitochondrial outer membrane translocase complex assembly; protein insertion into mitochondrial outer membrane; establishment of mitochondrion localization.